This is a messenger RNA of Podarcis muralis (Common wall lizard), 853 nucleotides long. The record is from RefSeq and is a predicted model, not a curated record. Lineage: Eukaryota; Metazoa; Chordata; Lepidosauria; Squamata; Lacertidae.
AGAGUACCAGAAAAUGAUCUAUAUCAAUUUAUCAGGCCUGGGGAACCUUUUUUCCUAUGGAGACAAGUUGGGGUAUUUUUUUACUAUGUAACCAAUGCAAUGGGCAUCAUUCUACUCCUGGUAAUAAACACAGUAUAUGAGAAGGAAAUAGGGGCAAAAGUCUGGAUCACAACAGCUUUGCUAGAAAUCGGAACUGGCUAUUACAUCCCUCCAAAUGACUUCCAGUACCUCCAUGGUUCUCUAUCCUUUGCAAUUCAGACCGGAAUAAGGAGCAGCAAAGGUGACAACUAUAAAUCGCCGUCCAAUCUUGUGGAUUCUUUGGAUGAAGCGUUUCAGUGUUCAUAUUCAAAGCAUUUGUUGUCCGUGAAAGGCAGGAAAAGAUGCAAAGAGGAGGAGAAACUGGAGCCAUUAUCCCAAUGGGAGCCUGAGAGAGUCCUGUUUCUAGACAGCUAUGGCACUUACAUCAAUGUUCACGCUGUGGCUCAGGCCUUGCAUGUUUCGCUUUCAUCAAGAUCCCAGAGGAGGCUGAUGGUGGAGGAAGGAGAGCAAUGGGGACCCCAAAGGCUACAGCCGUGGCAGCUUCACCCUUUCUUGAGAGAAAUCCAGUGUCUGAAUACUUCCAGAGGCAGGCUGUGCUUGGAUGAGAACUGGGAGCUGCCAGGAGACUUCGAUAUUAUAAACUGGGUGAUGUCUCCCAAUAAGUCUCGUGACCUUGUGAAAAUUGGAAAUAUAAGGAGAGAGACGUCUGCUAGCAUAAAGUUCACCAUUAACCCAGAAGCUAUUGAGUGGCCCAAGAAAUUCAACUAGGCCGUACCUCAUUCCAGGUGUACAGAAAGCUGUCGACCUGGAUAUG